Saccostrea echinata is the source of this 1052-nucleotide messenger RNA. Its product is annotated as EKC/KEOPS complex subunit LAGE3-like. Lineage: Eukaryota; Metazoa; Mollusca; Bivalvia; Ostreida; Ostreidae. Bases 86 to 361 code for a protein of 91 amino acids. The record is from RefSeq and is a predicted model, not a curated record. Gene Ontology annotation, cellular component: EKC/KEOPS complex. The transcript is spliced from 3 exons.
AAACCGACUCAUGUAGAUGUACUUAGCGACCGCCAUUUUUCUGCAAAUUUAACUACUUUAGGGGCUCAGCUAAAGUUUUUAAAAAAUGACAGAGGAAAAGUUGAAAGUUGAUUUAAGUGUACCAUUUCCAACAGAGGAUGAAGCACAGAUUGCCUACGGAACACUCAGUGUGGACUCCGAGCCUAAAAGGGGUGGCGUAAAGAAAGAACUCACAGUGAAAGGAAAUUUGCUCAAUGUACAUUUUGAAGCUCUGGAAGCUCGUAUGAUGAGAGUGGGUGUCAACUCUUUUUUUGACCAUCUAAAUCUGGUGAUUCAGACUAUGGAGCGAUUUGGACCUCCUCAGAAGAAACCAAAGUCCUGACCAUGUGUUUUUAUUAUCAUUAUGAUAUUAAUUAACAUUGUUUUAAAAUGUGUCACACAUGGUCUAGAGAGAGAGAUUGCAUGAAGACUUCAAAGAUGUAUAAAGUUCAUUCCAACCUUACAAAUUUAUCAGGCUCUGUAGAGAUGUACAAGUAACAAAACAUCCUAGUUUUGAAAAUUUGUUUAAUGUUUGGCCCUAGCAUUGUAUUUUUAGUACCCUAAAGUGAGUUAUGACAGGAAUUGAAAAUGCUGCAUAUGUUAUGUAUAUGAAGGACACAGGUACUUGACAUUUUUAACAUUUUCUUUAUAAUUAAAAAAAUUCUAUACUAUAAAAAUUUUUAUAGUAUAGAUUUUUUGUUAAUCAUAAAGAAAAUGUUUUAAAAUAUGAAGUAUCUGUGAUGAAAGAGACUUUUUUUUAGUAUUAUAUAGUAUGUACAUGUACAGUGUAAUAGUUUUUUUUAUUAAAUUACCUGUCUGUCAGGUACUGUACUAGAUGAAUUGAAAAUAUAUUGCAUAUUUACAUAUCUUUAAAAAAAUAUCUUUUUAUAUAUAAACAUUUUAAAAUAAAUUUAUAGAAACAAUUAUAAAGUUCAUGCACAUGAUGUAACUAUGUGCUUUGUUAUGCAGACCUGCAUCUACCUAACUGUAUCAGUGAUAUUUUCUGUAUUUUAAUAAACCUACAUGUAUGUAAA